AUGAUAUCACGAGUAUGUCCUCAAUUAUUUGAAAAGGUCCAAAGCAAGAUCCCUGACGUUAUUAAAAGAGUCGAUGCUAUUAAGAAAAGUAAUGUCCCAAUCGGCACCUUGAGAAUAAAGCAUAUAUUAGGAGGACUAAGAGGAGUUCCUGUAUUAAAUUCAUUUACAUGUGAAAUGUCUCCAGAACAAGGUCCAUUAAUCAGAGGUAAAACAAUCAAUGAGCUGCUUAGGUUGCUACCUUUGCAAGAUGGCUGUCUAUACCCUGAAUCAAUGUUUUGGUAUUUAUUAACUGGAGAAAUCCCUACACAGCAAGAAAUUUCCUCAUUAAUUAAUAGCUUAGAUGCUGUAUCCCAGCUUCCUGAACAAGUUAUCAAAACUCUUGACACCUUGCCUCAGAAUUUCCCUGCAACCAGCUUGUUAUCAAUUGGUAUCAUGGCUUUACAAGAAAAUAGCCAAUUUGCCUCAGCAUAUUCCACAAUCAAGAGAAAAGACUUAUGAAUCCCAGCAUUUGAAGACUCCCUAGUAAUUUUAGCCAAACUGCCCGUAUUAGCUGCUUAUAUAUAUUGUAAAAGAUCAGGGAUUGAUAUUAAUAAUACUGACUUUAAAGACAUUGGAGGGAAAUUUUUAGGACUAAUUGGUGCUGGGACACCAAAUAAUAUUGGGUUUUUACGGCUAUUUUUAAGCCUUUAUUGUGAUAGUGAUUCUGGGAGUGUUGGUGCUCAUGCGAGUAAAGCAAUUGGAUCGCCACUUUCAGACCCUUUUAAGUCAAUAGCUGGAGCUAUUAAUGGAGUUUCAGGACAUUUGCAUGGAAAAGCUGUCCAAGAUAGCUUAGAAUGGAUAAUAAAAGCAAAUAAUUUUUAUCUUGCACAGGCGAAUAGAGAUAUUAAUGAUAAUAAAAGCAUCCCAGGAUUCGGGCAUGCUGUUUUAGGGAGAAGAGAUCCAAGAUAUGAUAUAAUUCAUGAUUAUUGGAAAAGUAAAGACCCAAAAAAUCCUUGGCUUAUUAAUAUAGAAAAAGCUGCAGAAGAGGUGCCUAAAUUGCUUACUCCCCCCCCCCUCCGUGAGUGAACAAAACCAUUAGAAAAAUCGCCAUUUUUUGCCCAAAAACCCACCCUCCGUGAGUGAACAAAAAUUUUUUACGGAAAAAAAUCUUGAUAUAUAAAUGAUAAUUAAUAUAAUGAAAUCUAGAGCUAAUUCUGUUUAAUUUUAAAUGAAUUGCAUUUUAAAACAUAAAUUUUAUAAAUUAAAUUAAUAUUUGCUUUCAAAUUUUUGCAAAUUAGGAUUUUUUUAAAUUUCAAAAACAAAAUUUUUUAUAAAAUUUAUAUAUAAAUUUUUUUAAAAAAAAAAUAAACCCCCUCCGUGAGUGAACAAAAUUUUUUUGUUCACUCACGGAGGGGGGGGGAGUUAGAGGAAAACUCAGAGAUCCACAAGUAAAUGGAGAUUUUAUUUCUGGUGCUGCUUUAUAUUCAUUUGGAGUAAGAGAUGGAGAAAUGGGGCCAGUCUUGUUUGGCGUUUCAAGAGCAAUGACUUGUUUAGCUAACUAUAUAUGGGAUAGAGCUUGUGAGAUGCCUAUUGAAUAUGCAAUGAGCUUCGAUAUAAAUGGUUUAGAAACUAUUGCAAAAUCUAACUAA
Blepharisma stoltei is the source of this 1628-nucleotide messenger RNA. The record is from the annotation of a GenBank genome assembly. NCBI's taxonomy places the organism in Eukaryota, Ciliophora, Heterotrichea, Heterotrichida, Blepharismidae.